This is a messenger RNA of Drosophila eugracilis, 402 nucleotides long. RefSeq lists its product as uncharacterized. The record is from RefSeq and is a predicted model, not a curated record. The transcript is spliced from 3 exons. The coding region runs from base 31 to 366 and encodes 111 amino acids. Lineage: Eukaryota; Metazoa; Arthropoda; Insecta; Diptera; Drosophilidae.
UAUUUACAAAUUUCUUGCAGAGUUGGAAACAUGUUCCGGGGGGCUUAUAAGGUUUUGACUUUAUUAAAAUCAAAAGAUGUCUGGUUUAUGAAAGGGUUGAACAAAAGCAGACUGUUCAGUGACUUUUCGGACAAAGGUGGCAAGGGUAGUGGCGGUAUAGACGCUUACCAUGUUAAACUUUUGCAAGUCAACAAGGGAAAGGAGGCCAAGAUCAUGGAGCUAACUGCACAAAUCGAGUCCCUGGAAAUGCAAAUAAAAGCCCUUGAAAAAACCAAGUCAGCUGAAGCCCAGGCUGCGAUAGGAGAACUUAUGGUGGCCCUUAAAGAACUCAAAAGUGCCCUCCGUAAAUUAAGAAUGAAUAAAUAGUAAAAAGUAAUAAAGUCUUAAUGUUUCCCAACUCUA